AUGACAGAACUUUCUGAAAAGAAACAAAAGAAGGUUCACAAUGAUUGUGUGCCAGUGCUGAAGGAAAAGAUUCAAGGAGAUGAGAACGAGCACAAACUGAAACAAGUGCUAGGAGAUGACGAUCAUAAAUUAUUUGAAUUCUUCGGCAUGGUGAUGGAGCUAAAAGUGUUAGAGCCGCUAUUCACAGCUGCUAUCGUCACUUUUCCACCGAUCAUGGCAUUCUCUUCACUGUAA
Molecule: messenger RNA, 234 nt
Organism: Angiostrongylus costaricensis
Lineage: Eukaryota; Metazoa; Nematoda; Chromadorea; Rhabditida; Metastrongylidae
Source: the annotation of a GenBank genome assembly